AUGCAAACAACGCGUAAACAAUAUUCGACACUUUCGGCAUUUCCCGUCAAGGCCAUCAAGUCCGUAAACAUCGGAUUCAAUGUUCUCUCCCAACAUAUUGUCUACCAGCACCUCGUAGCCAUGGCCAGCAGCGCUGCAUGCCCAAUCGAUGACACGCCCAUCACCAACGAAAAGAACACCACCGACAAUCCGUUGGAUCCAACGACGUUCAGGUUCCCUGAGCCGUUGGCUUGCCCAACUAUAACCAUUGAGUUUUGCGAUAGAGCUACCCCGCGCUACAUGGGUUCAGACGGAGCUCUUCCUAACGUUCCCUCCUCCCAAGAUAGGGUGCAUUAG
Coprinopsis cinerea okayama7#130 is the source of this 336-nucleotide messenger RNA. RefSeq names its product selenoprotein W. The transcript is spliced from 2 exons. Bases 1 to 336 code for a protein of 111 amino acids. The record is from RefSeq and is a predicted model, not a curated record. NCBI's taxonomy places the organism in Eukaryota, Fungi, Basidiomycota, Agaricomycetes, Agaricales, Psathyrellaceae.